Spodoptera exigua (beet armyworm) is the source of this 582-nucleotide messenger RNA. NCBI's taxonomy places the organism in Eukaryota, Metazoa, Arthropoda, Insecta, Lepidoptera, Noctuidae. The record is from the annotation of a GenBank genome assembly.
AUGAAUAGCCGCAUGCAGCGGGCGGCGCGGCGUCGCGUGACUGCGGGCUGCCGAGCUGAACAUUUGCAUUCUCCUGAUAGCUGCUAUCACACACCGGCUCACAUGUGCCCGGGCUUGGACGGCGAGCCGGCCGGCCUGCCGCUCAGCACCCGCAGCUCGCUCAGCCGGGCCCUGCUACUGCUGGCCCCUGGCCCCACCGCCAGGCAUCAUCUCUACACAGCCCCUAACACAGGUUCCCUCCCCCCCUCGCCGGCAGAUAGCGGCGUGUCUGACGUGGAGUCGUCCUCGUCGGGCGCCGGCUCUGCCGAAGAGCUAAAAGCUCGCCUGCAGCCGCCCCCUCCCGCGCCCUUCCACGCGCCAUUCCUGCCCUUCUACCAGCACCACCAGAUCGCCAACACGCUGCAACACCACGCCACCGCACACCCCAGACCACCAGAGAACACAGCUAGUACGGUGCGCGGUGCAGCGAGCGAUGGAGCGCCGCGCGGAGCGCCUGUAGGUGACCGCGCGGUGAACGCCCCUCCCGGAAGGUCACCUUACGAACUGCGUACGCGCAGGGAAUUCGGGGGAAGCGAGACCUAA